AUGGUGGGGGUAACCGGGAAAGGGACGAAGAAAGAAAUAAGCAACCAGAGGAGCCAUAAAUGUGAAGCCGGCGACAACCAACAUGGUCAAGGGAACAUUUGUCCCAUCCAAAACCUGCUUUAUAAUGGCCCUCAAAACGACCCCAUGCAUCUGAUGGCAUUUUGGAGCGGUAAAAAGCGCAACAAUACCGUGCGAACCAGUGCCUAG
This is a messenger RNA of Dovyalis caffra, 207 nucleotides long. The record is from the annotation of a GenBank genome assembly. Lineage: Eukaryota; Viridiplantae; Streptophyta; Magnoliopsida; Malpighiales; Salicaceae.